Molecule: messenger RNA, 372 nt
Organism: Dentiscutata erythropus
Lineage: Eukaryota; Fungi; Glomeromycota; Glomeromycetes; Diversisporales; Gigasporaceae
Source: the annotation of a GenBank genome assembly
UUAGUUUUAAACGAAAUCUUACGACUACUCAAAGUAUCACUAAAAAUACAAGCAACAGUAAUGAUAACACUUUCACGAAAUCGAAUAUACAAGAACAUUGUAUAAGUGCUAUUUCAGCAGAAAAAAUUAUUGAUCGAAUCAAAUUUCUAAAAGAAAAUAUAUACAAUCGUAUUAAUUAUGAAUUAUUAGAAGAUUUUCCUAAAUGGCUUAAAGGACUGCAUAUGCAAAAUUUGGCACAUCAUUUUGAAGGAAAGAAAUGGCAAGAAAUCAAAAAAAUGGAUGAUAAGCAUUUAGAAAAGUUGGGAAUUACUGAUCAUGUUACAAGAUCAAUAUUAGGAUCGCAUUUUUGGGCUUUUGACAACAACAAAGGCU